AUGGGAAAAGGAAAAGAUAAAAAGAAAAAGUUAAAGAAACAAGCAGCACAUCCACUUGUUCAACAACAAUCGAAAAAGAAACAAAGUGAAGGAGGAAAUCAUCAUUCAUCAUCUGGUAAUUCAUCAAGUGGCAGUGGCAGUGGAAACAAAAAAGAUCAAAUCACCGUUGAAAUAGAUGAAAGAGGAAAUACAAUAACUCUUAAAAUAAUUGAUGGAAAUUAUUAUUGUACUAGUUGUCUAAGUGAAUUGCAGCUGAGUGCAAAGAAGAGCACUGGUAACUCGGUGAGUGGCAAACCAUUGGAAUGUUCGGUGUGUAAGGUUGCACAAUGGGCAGUGGCAGCGGAGCGUGCAAAAGAACACGCGGAAAUCGCUAGAGCUGCGUCAAAGAAGGAGAUCAGCAGUGGCAUCAAAGGAUUGCAGAAUCUCGGUAAUACAUGCUUCUUCAACUCGAUCAUGCAGAAUCUCACUCAUAUCAAUGCACUAAGAGACGUACUCUUAGUGCCACCCGGUACUUCUAGCAUCAGUAACAACCCGGUGAAAUCAAACGGACCACUCACCGUUGAAAUGCAUCACUUCUUCACAAAGAUGUAUAAAUUAAACUCACCUUAUAUCUCUCCACAUUCACUCUUUACUGAAAUAUGUAAAAAAGCACCUAGAUUCCUUGGAUUUAGACAACAGGAUGCACAUGAAUUGUUGAUACAUUUGUUGGAUGGUUUGAUAUCGGAGGAGCAGGAAGCUACAAAGAAUAAGCGUGAUCCGACCUACAUUGAUAAGAUAUUUGGUGGACGGUUGAUAAGUAUUAUCACUUGUUUCCACUGUGGAUACGUAUCGAAAACACAUGAACCGUUCUUGGAUCUUUCGUUACCGCUACCCUAUGCAGCUAUCAAUAUUCAAGAGAUAAAGAGAAAGGCAUUGGCAAAUAGUAGUAGUCAUUCCAGUGGAAAUCGUUCCGGUAGUGGUGGAAGUAAGAGUAGUGGCGGUGGUGGCAAGGUUGUUAAACCAAGUUUUGCAGAUCUUGGUCUGCAAUCGGAUGAUGAAGACGACGAACAAGAAGAGGUCGAAGAAAAGAAAUCGAAUUCUGCACCAAGAACACUGUCAAAGUCACAACUCAAGAAGCAGAGAAGAAAGGAGGGUAAGGAAAUGGAGUUGGCAGCAUACCAAUCGUUGUCAGAUGAGCCAGUCGGUGCUGACAUUGAACCAUUACUCUCUGACAAGCCAGAAGCGGUUACAGCCACAACAAAUGGUAUUGAAAUCGAGACAAUCAUCUCAUCGAAUGUCAACAAUGAUGAUAGUUCAAAGACAGAUGCAGAAGGAUAUGAAGUUAUCAAUUCACCAAAUGGCGCAUCGCUAUCUGUGUUAGAUCCACUUCCACAGGAUGAGAGCAGCAUCACCACCGAUGAAAAGUUGGAGAUGUCAACACCACCUGCGUUGGAGCCAAUCAUCGAGUCAACUGCUACUGGCGUUAUAGGAGUUGUCUACGACUCUGUUAAUUCAGAUGUCGAAGGCGAGACAGAAGAAGAAAAGAGUAAUGAUAAGCCAGACAAUUUGAAUGAUUCUACAUCUGGAUUCAUACAUUUGAAUAAUAGUGUAGAGAGUACAACAACAACAGCUAAAGAUACUUCUUACCAUACAGAACAACAGUUGUCUAGUUACAAUGUCAUUGAUGACUACGAGAGUAAAGCAUCGCCUGUCUCAUCGGCAUUGUCAUCGGUCGAGUCAACAGCAGAGUCGGCAUCGGCUACUUCAAUUAUUAAGGAUUUCGAGAAGAUCGAUAUCUCAUCAUCAACUACAUCGUCACCAUCUAUUACAGGAGCAACAACAACAACAGAUGACAAUAGUACUAAGAAGGACAGUGACAAAGAUGUAAAGGAUGAACCAACAGAUCUAAGAAAGAACCUACCUAUUGAAGCCAAGAUGAUGGAUAAUCUUUUGGCUUGUCUCAUGCAAUUCACAAAUCCCGAAAAAUUGGAGGGAGAAAAUGGUUUCAUUUGUCCACACUGUAAAAAGUUGGCAAAUGGUCAAAUCGAAGAAGAAGAUGACAUUAUCAUUACAGAUGACAAUGUUAGCAUAAUUAAUAAUGACGAGAAAUCAACAAUAACAACAACAGCAACAGCAACAGAUAUAAUAACAACAGAAACAGCAACAUCAACAGCAGAAUCAACUGAAAUAGAAUCAACCAACAGUAAUGAUAGUAAAUUAGAAGAAAAAGAAGAAAAAGAAAAAGAACAAGAAAAAGAAUUAGAAAAAGAAAAAGAAAAAGAAUUAGAAAAAGAAAAAGAACAACUACCACAAUCACCACCUGAACAACAACAACAGCAACAACAAACACAAUCAAAGAAAAAGAAAAAGAAUAAAAAUAAUAGUAAUAAUCAAAAUAGUAAUAGUAAUAAUAAUAAUAGUAAGAAGAAAAAAGAAGAAGAAGAAGUUAUCAUUAGAAGAAAUGCAAGUAAACAAUAUCUACUUGCAAAUACACCACCUUAUUUGACGAUUCAAUUGAAGAGAUUCAUGCAGACAUCGAGAAAUGGAUUCCAAAAGGAUGGUAAGCGUAUCUCUUAUCCAUUGGUGUUGGAUUUGACAGCGUUCACCGAUCAGUCGUCUGCUUCGACCAGCAGAGAGUCACAUCGCUAUCGAUUGAAUGGUGUUGUCGAGCACAUGGGAGGAAUGGGUGGUGGUCACUACGUUGCACACAUCUACGACGACACUACCGGUCAGUGGUACUACGUAUCCGAUAGCACCUCACGUCUAAGCUCACUGGAGCAAGUCAUGUCAAACGAAGCCUACGUUUUAUUCUACAAGAAAUUAGAUCAUUUCGAAUCAUCACCUUCUUCACCAACUACAACAACAACAACAACAACAAACAUAAGUAGUAAUAGUAUUAAUAAUAAUAGUAAUAAUGAAAAAGUUAAUGAUAUUGUAAAUGAAGAUGAAGUGGAGGUGGAAGAAGGUAUAACAGAAGUAAUAAUAACAGAAAAUGGUAAUAACUCUGAAAUAGAGAUUGAAUUAAUAACCAAUUCAACUAGUACAGAUAUGAUGACAUCGGAUAAAAGUAAUAGUAUUGAUGAAGAUGUAGAAACGAUUGAAUUGUCAUCUGUGUCGUCUUCAUCAACUAUCAAUGUUGAGGAGAUAAUUAUUUACGAUGAAAAGCUUGAACUAGAAAAAGAACAACAAAAACAACAACAACAACAUUUGACUUCAACUAACAGUGACACUGAAAUCAAUAACACACUUGAAAUAGUUUAUGAUGAAACUUCAUUUAAAUAA
Molecule: messenger RNA, 3261 nt
Organism: Heterostelium album PN500
Lineage: Eukaryota; Evosea; Eumycetozoa; Acytosteliales; Acytosteliaceae
Product: peptidase C19 family protein
Exons: 4
Coding region: 1-3261 (1086 amino acids)
Biological process (GO): protein deubiquitination
Cellular component (GO): cytosol; nucleus
Molecular function (GO): cysteine-type deubiquitinase activity; cysteine-type endopeptidase activity
Source: RefSeq, a predicted model, not a curated record